Molecule: messenger RNA, 1440 nt
Organism: Penicillium paradoxum
Lineage: Eukaryota; Fungi; Ascomycota; Eurotiomycetes; Eurotiales; Aspergillaceae
Product: TPR domain protein
Exons: 1
Coding region: 1-1440 (479 amino acids)
Biological process (GO): protein quality control for misfolded or incompletely synthesized proteins
Cellular component (GO): i-AAA complex
Molecular function (GO): misfolded protein binding
Source: RefSeq, a predicted model, not a curated record
AUGUUCCGCGCAGCAUCUCAGCGCACGAGCGCGCAUGCCGCAAAACUUCUACAACCCCAGACGAAGAGCAUCGCCCGCUCAAUAUACACCAAUAGCAACACCCGACCAACGCUGAAGCCCCAUUUCAACAAUGCAAACCCCCUCGCAAACAGCCACGGCACACGAAACCUCACAAUCCUGCAGAAAAUCAGCCGCAAAUACCGCGAAGCCUCGAAAGGAAUCUGGCGCAAGAACCCCGUCCUCAUGCCACUAGCAAUCUUCUCCAUCAUCGGCGGAGCCUUCGCAUUUGCUUACAUCUCCUAUGUGGAAGUGACGCGGGUCGCGCCGCAGUACCACAAGUUCCCGCCGCCGGUGGCAGAUGCGCUCCGCACAGCGGUUUACUACACCGAGAUUGAUCUCAACCCGGCCAAGGCGAUGAAGUCGUAUAAGGAGGCGCUGCGGACAGCAUAUGAGAUGGGGAUUCACCCAUACUCCGAUGAGAUUCUCGGGAUCAAGCUGCAGGUCGCUAUGAUGCUUGAGAAAGCUGGACUUGUGAAGCCGGCGAUUGACGUGUUGGAGCGGACGAAGAAUGAGACACUUGUGUGGGUGGACCAAGUCACUGCGGGAAAUACUGCUGCCGCUGCUGAGACGGUGAAGCAGGCGCGACAGAUCCCCGAUAAUGUCCAGGUGAACACCGAUGCAUUGCAGGGGACCGUGGAGGAUCUGAAAGCGCUGGCGGAGUACGAGGCUGUUCAGCGGGACAAGGCGCUGAAGAAAGUUGUUGGUAUUGCGAUGAAGCUCGGUGAGCUGUAUUCCAGUGACUAUAUCCAGGAUGAUAAGAAAGCCGAGGCUGCGCAAGUCGCAGCUGUGGAGAUCUGUCUGAAGGAAAUGCACCGUCGUCAGAGACUGGGACUUCCUGUUGGUAGCUCUAGCAGUGGUGAGAGCUCAGAAGGCGAGGCGUGGUUGAAUCUCACUGAGAUCGCGACGGCAUUGGCUGAGCUUGCUGCUACCUAUACCGCCAAGGAGCGAUAUGAGCUGGCCAUGCCGCUGUACAUGCGUGCGUUGGAUUUGAUCCGCGCCGCUGAAGGAACCUCCAUUUCCUGCAAACAGGUGGUGCUGCUGAAUGAUGUCGCUACUGCAUUGGUGGGCCAGGUUCAACGGCCCGCUAAGGCCCAGCCGCAACAGCCUGUUACAGCAGAGCAGACUGUUGAGGCUGCACAGAAGUGGGCGGAGAAAGCUAUUGAGGUUGCUGCGCAUAUUCAGCCGCCGAUCCGUGACGAGGAGUGUGAUAUUACUUGCGUGGUUGCGACGUAUAACCUGGGCGAACUGGCUGAGCUACAAAAGAAGCCACAAAUCGCUAAGCAGCGGUAUACUGAGGCUAAGGCGUUGGCUGAUGGAAUUGGCUACGAGGAAGGCAGUCAAAUCGCCCAGGAGGCUUUGAAGAGACUUGAAAAGAAAUAA